This is a messenger RNA of Daphnia magna, 2589 nucleotides long. Its product is annotated as protein Son. NCBI's taxonomy places the organism in Eukaryota, Metazoa, Arthropoda, Branchiopoda, Diplostraca, Daphniidae. The transcript is spliced from 7 exons. The coding region runs from base 236 to 2470 and encodes 744 amino acids. Gene Ontology annotation, biological process: regulation of cell cycle; regulation of mRNA splicing, via spliceosome. The record is from RefSeq and is a predicted model, not a curated record. Gene Ontology annotation, molecular function: RNA binding.
AAAGGGUAUAAGAAAAUUCUUGUGAGUUGGAUCAUAUCAAAUUUUCAAAAUAUCAAAUUUAUCAAUCAUGAAUCAAUCAUGUGAUUGGAUUACGUGAUUUGGCGAACUGGCAAUGCCCGUCCAUCAAGCUGGAUCCUAAUAAUGUCAACAUGUCUCUUGAAAUCGAAGACGUAAAAUAGAAUGUUUGUUUGAUCUACAAGUGUACUUCGACGCUAUUUUCAGACAAUUUUAGGACAUGACGGAUAAUGCUAUAAAAAAAUCGGCUGAUCAAAUUCUUGAAGAAAUCUUUUCUACUCUGGUGAGUGACCCAGUCACAAAAGCUGAAAUUUCAAGUGAUUCCUCCAUUUUGCCUAGUAAUGAAUCUCCUACAUCAAGCGCAGCUACAAUUACAACUGAGCUGAAUCAAGAAAUAAAUGAAAAGUUGAUAAUCCCAGAUAAAAAGAAAAAGAAAAAGAAAGAGAAGAAAAAAACAAAAAAGAAAAAACGGAAAAAGGACGAUGAAAAUGACAAGGACAAUAGAAAACAUGGCAAAGAAAAGAAAAAAAAGAAAGAUGUUUUAACAUCAACUAAAGAAUCAAGUAAGGAAUCAAGUAAGGAAUCAAGUAAGGAAUCAAGUAAGGAAUCAAAGUACAAUUCUGAUCGGGAAGCCAAAAUUAGUGGAUCAAUGGUCAACAAGGAAGCUAAGAAAGAUGAUAUCAGUUUGGGGACGAGUCCAAAAGCUAAGGAGGAAACCAAGAGACACGAGAAAAUCGUUUCUAAAACUCAGCCCAGUGAGUUGUCUAAGAAAGACUAUAAACUGGAAUCGAAACCAAAUGCCAAAGAUGGGGCGAAAAAAGAAGAAAAAAUUGAACCGAGGAUAAAAAAAGAAGACAGGGUUGAAUCGAUGGUAAAAAAAGAUGACAAAACCGAGACGAAGCUUCGUGCCAAAGAUGAACCCAAAAAAGUUAGUAAAACGGAUAUUAAAGUAGAUGGAAAUGUCAAGCCCCAGUCAGAAACCAAGGCCCAUGACGAUGGUCGGAAAAAGAGGAAUGAAUCAAGAAGAAGUCAUCCAUCGCCUAAGCGACGAAGAAGUAGAAGUAGAUCUCCAAUUACCCGACGGCCAACAUUGCGUCGUUCUCGAUCUCGGUCUCCUCAGCGCCGGGCGCGAGUUCGGCCAAGGUCUCGAUCUCCUGCUAGAUCUCUCCCCCAUCAUCGUAAACGUUCCAGAUCACCAGCCGUCCAGAAACGUCCACCUACUCCACCAAAAUCGCCACGGAUCGAUAAAGCCCAACUUCUUGAGUUUGCUCGACAGAACUUGAAGCGUAUGCAGGAAAUGGGAUCAUUGCCAGCUGGCGUGGCUGUACCAAAUCAGCCAACGGAAGUGACUCCGACAUCUACACAAUUUACGGGAAAAACUGUAGCCGAAUUGACUGAUUAUUGCAAACACCUCAUGGCUGACCGGUCGGGCGAAGACGAUGAGAAAUCCGGGAAGAAAGAGUCCGAGUCAACGUUCACACGUCAUCCGUUCCAAAUCAAACCGCGUUCGGAUACCAUCGUUAUGAACAUCCGCAACGCUGUUGCUCUGCCCGUCCGUAAGCCCGAAGAACGAGUUGUAGCUCAGGCGCAACUUAAACAGCAAUUUCCCGUUUCAAGUGGCCAGCAGCAUUUGGAUCUUGAAUGGAUUCCAGUCACACCGUCACCAGUCGUGAAAGAAUUAAAUAAUAGCAGCGGUCCCAAACAGGCCCCAAAAGCCAUCACGGCGUCUGUAGUUCCCACCCCAAGGACCCCACUCCCAGUUGCUGAACCUCCUUCAGCUGACAUAGGAUCUAUCGUUGCCCAACGUAUUUCUUCCAUACGUAAACUACAAGAAAAUCAGUUCGACGUCCAAGCCCGUCUGGAACUUGAGGAAGCGGAAUCAAUGACGCAAAAUUGGGCCACCUACCAUCACACAAAUCCAAUGACGGGCGAACCCAUUCCGGAGUUGAUCAACUGGUCCGGAGCACCCCAGGCUUGGGUGAAGAAAGACUUGUUCACCAGUGCUGCGCCUGUGGCCAGUGGAGUGGGCAUGAAAUUGCUGCAGAAAAUGGGUUGGCAGCCGGGAGAAGGGCUCGGUCGCCAUGGCGAAGGCACCUUGGAACCGCUGUCUCUCGACAUCAAAAUGGACAAGAAGGGUCUCUUGUCCAAAGAGGAAAUGAUGGGACCCAUUCGAGCCACGCCGGCCGUCAAACUUAUCCAAGAGUUUCAAGGCAAACAUCCUGUCUCGAUCCUGCACGAGCUUUGCACCAAACAGCACUGGGAGCCACCUGUAUUCGAGCAAAUACUCGACAUUGGACCCGACCAUCUCAAACAUUUUCUCUUCAAAGUUGCUGUCAACGGUAUCGAAUACCAGGCCUGCUUGGCCAGCACUACCAAGAAAGAGGCUAAGGCCCAGUCAGCAGCAGCCUGCCUUCAGGCGCUUGGCGUCUUCGCACCACCACCACCUGGGCCUUGAUGGUCUGUCUUAUAAGUUAUAACGAAGAAUUACUGUAUAGCCAUUUCUUUCAUUCGAUAUGGUGUAACAAUCAACCUACGGUCCAGGUGACCGAAUACAACAUUAUUGGAUUAAUCUUA